GCAUGCAGACUGUAACAGAGUCUACUGUGCUGCAUUAUUCUUGAAUUAAGAGGGUUAUGCAACAGGCGGUAUAUCAAACUCAGAGGAUUGUAAAGCUUUUGUUCUAAGAGAGUUUUUAGUUUUUGGCUUGCUUGGUCUUUAAUGCAGCCAGCAGAGUUAAAGUGCCUGAGCAACAGCUGCGAUUAUGUCAAGGUCUGAGGAGGCAGCCUGAUUCUGAUACAGCAGGGAAACAUUUUUGCAUGCUGGAGAAAUACGAGCAGGUUGAACAGAAAUACCAGUGUGGGAUAUCCCUACAAGCUGCAGGCUCUUCUGUUCUUCAUCCUCCACCUCCUCAUCCUCUGCUCCAGCUGCAACUUCAGCUCCUGCAGCAAAAAACACAAUCAAAUCAUCAAGUGGAUCAGCGUCUGGCUCUGCGAUAACCUGCAGGAUUUCAGGUAAUGCAUGAAAGCAGGCUGCAAGUGUUAAAGUUGUUGCCAUGGCAUCAGCAGCUCUCGAGCUGAUGGGGUUUUUCCUGGGCCUGCUAGGAAUGCUGGGUACUCUGGUUGCCACAGUCCUUCCUUACUGGCAGAUUUCGGCUCACAUCGGCUCCAACAUCGUCACAGCAGUUGCCAACAUGAGGGGCCUGUGGAUGGAGUGUGUGUACCAGAGCACUGGGGCUUUCCAGUGCGAGACCUACAACUCCAUGCUGGCCCUGCCCUCUGACCUGCAGGCCUCCCGUGCCCUCAUGGUCAUCUCCCUUGUGCUGUCCAUCCUCGCAAUUGCAAUAUCAGUCCUCGGGAUGCAGUGCACGCUCUGCUUGGAGGGCUCAGGCCCAGUUAAGAGUCGUGUGGCAGGCACUGGAGGGGGAUUAUUUCUGGCUGCAGGCUUCCUGGCUCUUAUACCAGUGGCAUGGACGACUCAUGAGGUAGUCCAGACCUUCUACAGACCCAGCCUUCCUGCCAGCAUGAAGUUUGAGCUGGGGGAAUGUCUGUAUGUUGGUCUGGCCUCUGCGCUCAUCACCAUGCUUGGAGGAGGGAUGCUGUGCGUGUCAUGCUGCGAGGACCAGGAAGGAGGUCGGGCAAGACGUCACGGUGGGGGAUAUCCAUAUCCCGUACCAGGAGGUGUUCCCGGUCCUGGAGUACGUACAACCUCACAGACUUACCGUAACCCUACCCUGCAAGUUGGGGGUGUCAACACAACCAGCAGGGGGCCGACGCUAGUCCGAAGUAACACAGGCAGCUCACAGUCAAGUGCACACGCAGUACAGGGAGCAAAGAAGACCACUGCGGCAGGAUAUGACAUCACUGGAUACGUCUGAGGGUACGAAUGUGGCAUUUGAGGCUCAAUUAAAUGUAUUUAUAGUGUAUUUAACCACGUUUUGGCACUAUACCCUUAAUGUAGAAGGACACAAUAAAGAGCCAACCAUAUAACAACUGGUUGUCUUUAAAAAGUUCUUUGGAAGACAGUUUUACAAACAACAAAGUCAAGACUGAAACAAAGUGUUUUACAUAUUUUUCCUCUGUAUAUGUUUGACCUUGUCACAUUCUUCCAAUACCUCAAGAGCAACCAAUCAGCAGUGAGGAGCCAUUACAUAACUGUGCCAAGUGCAUUGCAAAACUUUAAUCCAAUUGUUGUAAAAAUCAAACAAUAUUGGUAUGUCAUAAUCACAGCAACAAAAACAAAAAUCUAAGGCAGUCAGUAUUGUAUAAUUUCUUGUUUUGUAGACGGAAAAAUGCAGUCAACAUCCUGCAAACUGUCUAGAUUGCACAUAUAUAUUUGCAACUUAUGGAUACCAGAUACUAAAUAAAAACAAGUGCAAUGUUUUGUACUAGAUACUUUUUAUUCUAAUUUGAUUCAAUUCUAAUUUAAAACAAAGAAACAAUGGAUACCUGUUUUAAAAUUACUGCAUCUAUCCUACAAGCCCUAGGCACCAAGUAAUGGGCACUGUCUUGUUUUACAUUCAGCGAUAAUGCAGGAAAAUACUUGCAUGCUGUCUAAAUUGCACAAAUACAAUAUAACAUAAAAAUGCCACCAAUGUAUUAGCUCAAUUUAGACACUGCUCUCUUGAACACUCAUGGCAGCUUUGGGAUAAAAAUGUAUGACUGGAGAUCUUUUUAUAAAAGCUGUGGUAAUUUCACACAAUCAAUAGAUAUGGUGUAGUUUUAAAAGCAGUUCUAAAAAGUACCAAAUACACAAAAAUGUUUAAAACCUUAUUGUAAAACUUAAACAACCUGUUUUUUUAAACACCUUGGCUCUUUGCUUGAGAAAACAUCAAUUUCUUGCACUAGUUAGUCUUGGCGUUGGGCUGCACAAUCCAUGUACAGAGGCUGUGGUCCACAAAGAAGGAGGCCAGCUCAACCUUUAGCUCGCUUCCACAAGAUAGUCUGGCUGCAGACCGUUCAUCUGUGACGGCUACUCUCACAGAUCAAUCAUGUAAGAUGCAGUAUAUCUCAGAACAGAAGUGCUGUAAUAUGCAGAUAUAACAUGUUUUCACCAUUUUUUAAAUUCAACUUUAUUCAUAAACAAAGUCUGGCAGUUAUAUCCAUGAAAUAACCACAGCCACCACGGACUAAGCAAAAUUUCAUAAAUUAAACAGAGGAAAAAGGUCAGAGGUCUAAAUGAUGUAAAGACCCAUUUUAGAAAUAGUUAUGCUAACCAUGGCUCACUUUAGCUUUGUUAGCUUUAGCUAAAGCUAGUAUACCU
Messenger RNA from Cheilinus undulatus (humphead wrasse), 2682 nucleotides. It is a transcript of the gene cldn2, whose product is annotated as claudin 2. The transcript is spliced from 2 exons. Gene Ontology annotation, biological process: bicellular tight junction assembly; cell adhesion. Gene Ontology annotation, cellular component: plasma membrane; bicellular tight junction. The coding region runs from base 476 to 1297 and encodes 273 amino acids. The record is from RefSeq and is a predicted model, not a curated record. Lineage: Eukaryota; Metazoa; Chordata; Actinopteri; Labriformes; Labridae. Gene Ontology annotation, molecular function: structural molecule activity.